AUGGCUAGAAAGGAUAAUAGGAAGAAAAAAGCUCAAAGGAGGAAAAAGAAAUCUGCUAAUAAAAUUGAAAAUAAUGCUGUAAAACAACAGCAACCUAUAAUGGUUACGGCUAAAGAUCUCCCACCUCCUUCUUCUUUAGCUUCCAUUGGUGCUACAGAUGGUGCUAAUAAUAAUGAUCCUAAGGCCUCUCCUCAACCGUUUACUUCAAUAUCUUCUAGAAGGUCAAGUCAUACAGCUGCAUUAAGAAUGGAUCCAAGACCGUUGCAUGUUAAUAAUAGUAAUAAUAAUAACAGCACUUCUAUAGAUAAUAGUAAUACAUCCAUAUAUGGAACUACACCAUUGAAACAACAACCUCAAAUUCCAUUGAAUCUAUCUAAUUCAGGGACGCCUAAUGUUUCAAAAUCUGCAUCAUUUGAUUUAAACAAUCCAACUCAAGAUGUCGUUGACCAAGUCUCUAAAUAUUUAUCUCCUUCAACAAAUGAUCUAAGUUUACCCGGUGGUGAUAUCACAAGAGAUUUAUAUAAAUGGAAAAAUGAUCACCCUUCAAUAUUGGAAAAUAAUAAUAGUUCAAAUUCAAAUGUAAAUAAUACUAAUAACAACAAUAAUAGUAAUUUGGCACAUUCUCCUAUUAGAACCACCAAUUUAUUCCCAGAAAAUAAUUAUAAUAAUAAUAAUACAAUUGUAAAUUGUAAUGCAUCUCAUAGAAAACGGUCGAUGAGUUUCUCUGCUCUAUCAAUAAACUCAAGUACUUUGAAUAGUUUAAUUUUACCAACACCACAUGGUCGUACUUAUAGUGGGAAUAAUAAUAAUAACAUUGGGCAAAAUAACGGUAAUGGUCCUGUGAUAAUGACUCAUGAAGAAAUUAGAGCACCAGGUGGAUUUAGAAGAUCUUAUAUUUUACAUUCUCGUAGAAAGAAGAAUUUAAGAACACCAGAUUUUUUUACACGUAAUUUUAUUGAAUUUUUAACACUUUAUGGACAUUUUGCAGGUGAAGAUCUUUCGGAUUCUGAUUCAGAAAGAGAAGAAGAUGGUGAAGAGGACGAAAAUGUUAUAACAGAUUUAGAAGUCCUUGAAUCGGAUACUGAAUCUACAAGUUUAUUAUUAACAGAAACAAGAUCACAUGCCGAAAAGCAUAAAUCUUCAACAUUUAAAGCUGUGCUGCUCUUAUUGAAAUCAUUUGUUGGAACAGGUGUCUUAUUUUUACCAAGAGCAUUUCAUAACGGUGGUUGGGCAUUUAGUUCCUUAUGUUUAUUAUUUUGUGCAUGGAUAUCUUAUUAUUGUUUUAUCCUAUUAAUUAAUACCAAAAACAAAAUUAACGUUAAUGGGUAUGGUGAAAUGGGAUUCACAUUAUAUGGGAAUUCAAUGAAAUAUGCUAUUUUGGCAUCGAUUACAUUAUCUCAAUUAGGUUUUGCUGCAGCUUAUACUGUAUUUACGGCAACAAACUUGAAAGUAUUCGUUGAUAAUGUAUUUGGAUUUAACAAAGAACAAAUAAAUUUAGCAAUAUAUAUCAUAUUACAAGCAAUUAUAUUUAUCCCAUUAUCAUUAACUAGAAACAUUGCUAAAUUAAGUGGUACUGCAUUAAUCGCAGAUUUGUUUAUUCUUUUAGGGUUACUAUAUGUCUACUAUUAUGCUUCUUAUUAUGUUGUAACAAACGGUGUAGCGCAAUCAAUGAUCCUAUUUAAUAAACAAGAUUGGUCCCUUUUUAUUGGAACUGCUAUAUUUACGUUUGAAGGUAUCGGUCUUUUGAUCCCAAUUCAAGAAUCUAUGCGCCAUCCUGAAAAAUUUCAAAAAUCUUUAUCUGGUGUAAUGGUUAUCGUCACUGUAAUCUUUAUCUCAUGUGGCUUAAUUUGUUAUUGUGCAUUUGGUGCUAAAGUAGAAACUGUCGUGUUAUUAAAUUUCCCACAGGAUAGUUCAUUGACAUUGAUUGUACAAUUGUUAUAUGCAUUGGCAAUUCUUUUAUCAACACCAUUACAAUUGUUUCCAGCCAUUAGAAUCCUUGAACAUUGGACCUUCCCAGCUAAUGCCUCAGGAAAACAUAACCCAAAGGUUAAAUGGCUCAAGAAUUAUUUUAGAACAUUUGUGGUCAUUCUAUCUGCAACGAUGGCUUGGAUUGGGGCUAAUGAUCUAGAUAAAUUUGUUUCUUUAGUCGGAUCUCUGGCUUGUAUCCCUCUUAUAUAUAUACAUCCACCGUUACUGCAUUUUAAGGCUACAAUGUUAGAUACUUCCUCGCCACUGACCAUGAAAAUGAAAUUGGAAAUGGUUCUUGACAUUGUGCUAUGCGUAUUUGGGGUAUGUGUCAUGGCUUAUACUUCUUGGCAAACUAUCGCCAUGUGGGUUUCAUAA
Maudiozyma saulgeensis is the source of this 2343-nucleotide messenger RNA. Lineage: Eukaryota; Fungi; Ascomycota; Saccharomycetes; Saccharomycetales; Saccharomycetaceae. The record is from the annotation of a GenBank genome assembly.